CGCGCCCACGCCGCUCCGGCCGCCACCGCCACCGCGUGCGCCCACCCAAUGCUGAAGCUGUGAUAUUCGUACAAAACCAAAGGCCCCAGGCCAUGUCUCAGAGCCGGCGAAGCGAGAGGCCCGAGACGCAGCCGCCCGUACCGUUAUGAGAGACAAUCAGAGCGUGCCUGACUCGUGUACAACAACAAAUAUGUUCGACAUGUCAAUUCAGGAGGUGAACGGGAAGGGUCCCAAGAAGAGGAAAAAGUCGUUAGAGCGUAUCUGUGAUAAUGAGGGGCGGGAGGAUCUGGUCGCGCGCGAGGCCGGACCCGCGGCGGCGGCGGGCGCGCGCGGCGUGCGCCUGCUGCACUGGCGGGACAUGCCGCAGCACCUGCAGUUCAACCCCUACGUGCUCACCGGCUACCGGCCGCUGCAGAGCUGGGCCGGCUGCGUCGGCAGCCUCUUCUACUUCCACAACGAGACCAUUAAUAUACUUACGCACGGUGUAUCCCUAGUGUAUAUGAUAAUGGUGCUGCCAGGCCUGCUGCCGUGGGGCGGCGGCGGCUCCUGGUUCCUGUCGCUGUGCCAUCUACUGGGCGCGCUGGCGCCGUGGUGCGGCUCCUUCCUGUACCACCUGUUCAUGAACCACACGCGCGGCGAGGCCAUGUACCAUCGCCUGCUGCAGCUGGACAUGCUGGGCAUCUGGGUCAGCCAGAGUAUAGGCGCGAUCCCGAUGGUGACGGCGACGGUGUACUGUGCGCCCGCGCCGCUGCGAUACGCCGCGCUCGCCGUCUACUCCGUCGGCAGCAUCGUCGGGCUCUAUAAGGCGAUGCGCGCGUGGUCUCCCUGGGAGCGGCGGCUGUGCUUCGCGGCGCCGUUCUGCAUGCGGCUGCUGCUGGCCGGCGCACGCGCAGCGCGCCUCGGCGGCGGCGACCCGCACGCCAUUCUGCACGUCUUCCUACAGGAUGCGGUCUCGUUGGGAGGUGGCGUCAUCGGAGCCAUGCACAUCCCGGAGAAGUGGUUCCCGGGGGCCGUGGACCGCUGCCUCAACUCGCAUAACAUUAUGCACGUGCUCGUGGUCCUGGCCGUGUACUCCAUGCACCAGGUGACGACCCGUGACCUGGCAUGGAUGUCGCGCGUAGAGUGCCACGCGCCGCUGCGCCACCUCUGACGCCCGGCCCUCCGUCGCGCCCACUCCUGCGCAGCCUCGCACUGCUGAUCUAGACCCAACCCUGAAUAAGGCCCUCUUUCCCACUGGGCACUCUGGGUCACUCAGCGCCCAGUGGGAACGAAGAAUAGGGCUUAACUGCUCUCAUAAAAAUUAAACAGUCACUUGUGAAUACUAAAGUACGCAAUCGCUGAAGAGUUAUAUAUUUUUGCAAUUUCCCUUUUUUUAAGAUAAAGGUAUUUUAAUGGCCUGGAGGCCCCGAUUAAAGACGACCUUGAAUUCGCAGCAGCACAUUCCAAAACGCGAAAGAAGUAGAAAAAAUAGUUGAAAUUAGACCUUUGCAUUUCUGAAACUCGGAUCGAUUUACCAUUAAAGGAAGCCUUUCGUUGCUUUAGUUGAGUACCCAAACGAACUGAAAACAAAGACGUGAAGGUUCAAAAUUUGCUAUAGUUUUGGGUUUGUUUGCUACGAAAAAAAUUACAUCUGUGCUUAUCACUGAGGCAUAAGUACGCAGGUGGCACCAGCUCAUAUGCUUUUUCUUUCGCCUUUCCUUGUCACCUGUCUUCUGCCUACACUGAACGGACCCCGUAUAUUUAAACUAUAGUUUGUAACUAAACUAUGGUGCAUUAAUAAACUAUGAUUCCCUAUUUACUUGUUGCGGGUCUGAAUCUCCGAAGUCAACAUCGUGGAAUGGAAAAUAACACAAAAUUAAUGUAGGUCAAGCCAUUGUUAAUUUUGUAAACGUCCCAAAAAUAAGUUAAACUCUUUUUGAAUUCCAAAAGUUACCUACAAGUUAUGGAUAAAAUAAAGAUAAAAACUUGACGCUGAGAAAAAAUAAGGAAU
Molecule: messenger RNA, 1990 nt
Organism: Ostrinia furnacalis (Asian corn borer)
Lineage: Eukaryota; Metazoa; Arthropoda; Insecta; Lepidoptera; Crambidae
Product: progestin and adipoQ receptor family member 4
Exons: 6
Coding region: 146-1150 (334 amino acids)
Cellular component (GO): membrane
Molecular function (GO): signaling receptor activity
Source: RefSeq, a predicted model, not a curated record